UCAGGUUCAGGCGGGUAUGGGGGUAGCAGCUAUGGAGGUAGCUCAGGUGGUGGCUUUGGAAGUGGUUUUGCUGCCAGCAGCUAUGGUGGAGGAUCCAGUGGUGGGUAUUCCUUAUUCUCUACAGCUGUUAUUGGUAGAGGUGGUUUUAGUGGCUUUGAUGGCUCUGCUGGAAAUGAGAAGCAGACAAUGCAAAACCUCAAUGAACGUCUAGCCUCUUACCUGGAAAAAGUGAGAGAACUGGAGGCUUCAAAUACUGACCUGGAGAUUAAGAUCAAAGAAUGGUAUGAAAAAAAAACUAGGGAUGAAGAAUUUACAAUAGCCAAAGAUUACAGCAAAUACUAUGAGAUCAUCAAUGACUUCAGACACAAGAUCCUGACUGCCACUAUUGAAAACUCUGGAGUUGUUCUGCAAAUUGACAAUGCCAGACUGGCUGCUGAUGACUUCCGACUGAAGUAUGAGAAUGAGCUGGCUCUCCGCCAGAGCGUGGAGUCUGACAGCAAUGGCCUCCGCAGAGUCCUUGAUGAACUGACCCUGUCUAGAGCAGACCUGGAGCUCCAGAUUGAGAGCUUGUCUGAAGAGCUAGUCUACAUGAAGAAGAACCACAAGGAGGAGGUAGACAGUGCAAAGAAAAGUGCUGGUGGCAAAAUUGAUGUAGGUUUGGAAGCUCCCCCAGGUGUCGAUCUCACAAAGCUUCUGAAUGACAUGAGAGCAGAUUAUGAAGCAUUGGCUGAGAAGAACCGUAGAGAAGCAGAGGCAUGGUUCGCCAAAGUAAGUGCUGAGAUACAGAAUCAGCUCAAGGUGUAUGAGAUAGAAAAGGAUAAAUACAGCAACGAAAUCUCUGACCUCAGACGCACCCUCCAAAGUUUAGAGAUUGAUCUCCAAUCACAACUAGCAAUGAAAAAAUCCCUUGAAGAAACACUGGGUGAGACAGAAGGCCGCUAUGGACAACAACUUCAGCAGUUACAGAAUCACAUCAGCGGGCUAGAGGAACAGCUCAUACAGAUCAGAUCAGAUACAGAACGCCAGAGCCAGGAAUACAGAGAGCUUCUUGAUAUCAAGACCAGACUAGAGCAGGAGAUUGAAACAUAUCGUAUCCUGUUGGAGGGUUAUUUAAAUACAAGUGUAGCCGUCGAGACAUCUUCAUCUUCAUCAUCCACACAGAUAACCCAAUCACAGAUAUCUUCUGCAGACUCUAAAAAAGAUCCAAACAGAACCAGAAAAGUUAAGACCAUUGUUGAAGAAGUUGUGGAUGGAAAGGUUGUCUCAUCAAGGGUUGAAGAGACUGAAGAAAAGGUCAACUAA
Pseudophryne corroboree (corroboree frog) is the source of this 1302-nucleotide messenger RNA. RefSeq names its product keratin, type I cytoskeletal 47 kDa-like. The coding region runs from base 187 to 1302 and encodes 371 amino acids. The transcript is spliced from 8 exons. Gene Ontology annotation, molecular function: structural molecule activity. Gene Ontology annotation, cellular component: cytoskeleton. The record is from RefSeq and is a predicted model, not a curated record. NCBI's taxonomy places the organism in Eukaryota, Metazoa, Chordata, Amphibia, Anura, Myobatrachidae. Gene Ontology annotation, biological process: intermediate filament organization; epithelial cell differentiation.